AUGGACUUCAUUCAUGCAUAUCUUUUAUCUCCCGGCUCUAUCUUGGUGGCGGUCGUGACCGCUAUCUUUUUGGCCAAUGGAUCAUGGCCCCUCCCAAAAAACAAGACAGAUAAGGUCGCAAAUCUUGCUUUGUCGGACCAUGAUUCUAGUGGUGAUUUAUCGGUCACGAAAGAGCCUGAGGUUCCGGAAGGGUGGUAUCAUAGCCAGGAAGUUUUUGAGCUGGAACGCCGCGCCUUGUUCAGCAAAUCCUGGCUGUAUCUUGCCCACGUCACCCAAUUCAAGAAGCCAGGGGCCUACCAAUCCUUUGACGUGGCAGGGUUUCCCGUUUUCUUAAUCAGAGGAAAGGACGAUAAGAUUCGCACAUUCCAUAAUGUUUGCCGUCAUCGUGCAUACACGAUCACCAGAAAAGAAACGGGGGCAUCUGGCGUGCUUGGAUGUAGAUAUCAUGGCUGGAGUUAUGAUACUUACGGGCGGCUAGUGAAAGCACCGAAGUUUGAGGACGUUCCUGGAUUCGAGAAAUCAGAGAAUAGCCUCUUUGAGAUCCAUACACACACUACUGACCAAGGGUCGGUCUUCGUGAAUCUCGAUUCCGGAGAGCCUGUCCCCAUGGAAGACUCUACUCUGUAUGCUCUGAAUGAGUUCACGCGGCAUGCCGAUUUGGGAAUUAAGUCUGAGUGGCUUACUGGACAAACACUAACUGGGGCCUUUAACUGGAAACUGGGAACAAAUGCCCGUCAUUUUGUGGAUUUGGCCACACAGCUCGAGCAAAGGCUCCCUGAGAUUUUGCAACCAUCUAUUGCGACUCGGAUAGCACGAGCCAUCUGGCAGAAGAAUCAGAAAGCAAACUGCUCUUUAUUUCCCGGCACAUUUCUCUACUCAUUUGAACAAAAGGAUAUGUGGUUAUCCUUGACAUUUUUACCAUCUUCGGAGACAAGCACUCGCGUUCGAUAUGAUCUCUUUACCUCGUCCCCAAAGACCGGCGUAGAUGGAGAUGCUCUUAACAGCGUCGUUGCAGAAGUCAUUUGGGAUUUUAUCACCGGUAUCGAGUUUGAAUCCCAAUCGGUCACCGAAAAGACAGCUUUAAACUCCCCAGCUACUUACAAGGUCCUGAAGCAGUUGCAAGAGCACCAAAAGUUGGAGCGGAUUAGUGGUGGUCUGGUUCGUCCUGCUAUGCGUCAGCCAAAAGGUAGCUCGCUUUUCCAACAGGCUGAACAAUUGUGCAAGGAACUUGAUUGCUCGGGUCCUGGGUCACAGGGUGGAUCAAGUAUCUCUUCAAGCGGACUAGAUUGGUAG
This is a messenger RNA of Penicillium longicatenatum, 1293 nucleotides long. Its product is annotated as putative iron-sulfur cluster-binding protein. The transcript has 4 exons. Bases 1 to 1293 code for a protein of 430 amino acids. NCBI's taxonomy places the organism in Eukaryota, Fungi, Ascomycota, Eurotiomycetes, Eurotiales, Aspergillaceae. The record is from RefSeq and is a predicted model, not a curated record. Gene Ontology annotation, molecular function: 2 iron, 2 sulfur cluster binding; iron ion binding.